UUUUUAUCUCAUGAAAUUGUGCUUUAACAUGGCUAAAGCAGUGAUUUGUGUGCUUCUUGCAUCUCUCUUUGCCUGCUGUAGAUCUGCACCAGUGGCUUUUCAUGGUGGUUCAGAUGUUCUCUGCCCUCUGACAGUAAAGAUCCUGGAUGCUGUGAAAGGGACUCCUGCUGGAAAUAUAGCUCUGGAUGUCUAUCGCCAAAAUCAAGGUGGGACAUGGGAAAAGAUUGCCAGUGGGAAAGUGGACAUGACGGGAGAGGUGCACAGCUUGAUCACCGAGGAGGAGUUCACUCCUGGCGUGUAUCGGGUGGAGUUUGACACUAAAGCCUACUGGAAGGCGGAGGGUCGUACACCUUUUCACCAGGUGGCCGAUGUGGAGUUUGAGGCUCAUGCCGAGGGGCAUCGUCAUUACACUCUGGCUCUUCUUCUGAGCCCCUUCUCGUACACCACAACAGCUGUGGUCGUCAAAGCACAUGAGUGACAGCACACAACAACCUACACGGAGAAAUGACUUUACAUGCAGGGUCCAACAUUAAGUAUUUGCCACACCUUGCAAUGCCAGUUUGCUUGAUAAAAGUACUUGUCAAAAGUGUUUUUGAAAAAGUCUCUUAUGCUCACCAUAGCUGCAUUUGUGUUCAAAAACACCAAU
Molecule: messenger RNA, 646 nt
Organism: Sinocyclocheilus anshuiensis
Lineage: Eukaryota; Metazoa; Chordata; Actinopteri; Cypriniformes; Cyprinidae
Product: transthyretin-like
Exons: 4
Coding region: 11-478 (155 amino acids)
Biological process (GO): purine nucleobase metabolic process
Source: RefSeq, a predicted model, not a curated record